GCGGUGCAUCUCAGACACACAGAAACAGAGCGAAGUGUGUGUGUGUGUGUGAGAGUGUGUGUGUGUUUAAGCAGACAUUGUGGUUGUGUUGUGGACCAGCUCCGCGGUGUGAUCAUGCUGAAGGUGUUUGUGGAUCUGAUGUCACAGCCAUGUCGCGCUCUCUUCAUCUUCCUCACCGUCAAUAAAAUCCCGCACACUGUGCACACCGUGGCGCUGCGGAAAGGACAGAACAAGACUCCAGAGUUCACUAAACUGAACCCGAUGCAGAAAGUUCCAGUCAUGGAGGAAGACGGCUUUGUCCUCACAGAGAGUGACGCCAUACUGAAAUACCUGACCGCUGCCUACAGCGUCCCGGACCACUGGUAUCCACGGCAACCGCAGAAGAGGGCGAGAGUGGAUGAGUACACAGCCUGGCAUCACAUGAACACACGCCUCCAUGCCUCCAAAGUGUUCAUCACAGAGGUGUUAAUACCACGGAUGACAGGACAGCCGGUAGACGAUGUUAAACUGCAGCGCGCUCUGAGGGAAAUGGACGAGACUCUGGACAAACUGGAGACGAUGUUCCUGAAGGAGAAGGACUUCCUGUGUGGUGAUGACAUCACACUGGCCGACCUGCUUGCUGUCUGUGAGCUCAUGCAGCCCUUGGGUGGAGGCAGAGACGUGCUGGUGAAUCGGCCGAGGCUGAAGGAGUGGAAGAGUAGAGUUCAGUCUGCGCUCGGUGACUCGUUUGACCACGCCCAUAAAAUCCUGUACAGACUGAGAGAUAAACACAUCAGCAAACUCUAACACACACACAUACACACACACAGAGGAUUGGGUCUCACUAUGUGGCAGAUGUUUAGGUGGAUCAAAUAAGAGCUACGAAAUGAAAAAUCAAGAGACAGGAAACAUUACUGUCAAGAAGUAAUUUUAAAACUUUACUUUCAGAUUUGUUAUGAUGAAAUAAUUUUCCUUAUGUGAACACAGUGUAGCUACUGCUCAUUAAUAUUCAUUAUAGACUUAUGAAUAUUCAAAACAUUCAACUGAAUGUAAUCCAACAGUCUAGAAUACUUUCAGUGUUUGGUGCCUUUUUCAAUAAAAACCUGAAUCCUCUAUAAAA
Messenger RNA from Pangasianodon hypophthalmus (striped catfish), 1099 nucleotides. It is a transcript of the gene gstt2, whose product is annotated as glutathione S-transferase theta 2. Bases 115 to 786 code for a protein of 223 amino acids. Lineage: Eukaryota; Metazoa; Chordata; Actinopteri; Siluriformes; Pangasiidae. The transcript is spliced from 5 exons. Gene Ontology annotation, biological process: glutathione metabolic process. The record is from RefSeq and is a predicted model, not a curated record. Gene Ontology annotation, cellular component: cytoplasm. Gene Ontology annotation, molecular function: glutathione transferase activity.